Molecule: messenger RNA, 760 nt
Organism: Salvia splendens (bonfire salvia)
Lineage: Eukaryota; Viridiplantae; Streptophyta; Magnoliopsida; Lamiales; Lamiaceae
Exons: 2
Coding region: 104-616 (170 amino acids)
Source: RefSeq, a predicted model, not a curated record
UCUAAAUUGAUUGUGGUCUAGGUCUGGAAUAAUUUAACCCUUCUUAUUUGAGAGAGAGAUAGAGAGUGGGGUUUAAGGAGAGAGGGGUUUUAGAUCGGCAGCCAUGGCAGCGCUUUCACAAGCAAACCCUAGCUCCAUCUCCACCGCAUCCACCCACCCGACAUCUCCUUCAAAUUCACCCCAAACUGAUCUACCCAAACUCGAAUCCGAUCCCGCGCCCCACCCCGAAGCCCCAAUUCGAGAAUCCCCUGUUCCACCGAAACCAGAGGAAAAUUCCCCAAUUGAGAAAUUGUCGGACGAUUCGACCAAAGAAGGGAUCGGCGGCGAUGGAGUAGGAGAGGAGGAGGAAGAAGAAGGCGAGUGCGGAUUCUGCUUGUUCAUGAAAGCGGGCGGGUGCAGAGAGACUUUCACGGAUUGGGAGAAGUGCGUGGAGGAAGGGGAGAAGAACAAAGAGGAUAUUGUGGAGAAAUGCGUUGAGGCGACUUCGGCGUUGAGGAAGUGUAUGGAGGCGCAUUCCGAUUACUAUGCACCACUGCUCGAUGUGGAGGAGGCGGUGAUGAAGCAGCUUGAGGAGGAAGAGAAAUCGGAUGAUUCUGACAAGAAGGAAUCGCCUUGAUUUUACUCUGAUACGGUACCCGUUCUUGAAAAAUGCCGUUUUGGCAACCAAACCCGAUCCCGAAAUUGCGAAUCAGAUAGAUACCCUAUUACCCGAGUCAGGAUACCCAACUUCAGUGGGAAUCAUGUAUACACAAUAAUACAA